AUGUCGACGACGCAACUCACCUCGCUAUUCUCAUCCCGACUGAGCUCGGCAUAUAACCAACUUCGAGGCGAUCUCGGCGCACCUCAAACAGCCACAGAAACCAUUGAUAAGCUUGUGGACCGAAUCAAUACAAGUGCAGCUGUAGAAGAUAGGCGGACAGCCGUUCUUGGAUUGAAAGGUCUUAGUAGAGAUUGGAAAGAGGAUGUGGGAGCAAGAGCAAUGAUACCGCUUAUAGCGGUACUGGAGCAUGAUGCCCCAUUUGACGUGGAGAUCGCUAAAGCAGCUCUGGAGAGUUUGAUGCAGCUUUGCGAAACCGCUGAGAAACCCGCCAAAGAUGAUCUAGGUCUCAAAUUCACUGAUGUUUUCCUCGAGAAUCCUAAACCACUACAUUCCCUUCUUAAGCUGUUAUCAGCUUCACCCUCAUUUUAUCCACGAUUUUAUUCCUUACAAUACCUUUCACAAUUACUCACCUCACGUCCGUCGAUCGCUCAAUCAUACAUAAUGUCCGCUCCACCUCCUGGCGUAGAUGGAAUCCUAUCAGUGUUAGAUCCAGCUCCACCUCCGGGACAAGUACCACCUGGACAAGCACAAACAGCUCAAUUAGGUGGAGGUGCGACUGAGAUGUUGAGAAAUGAAGCUCUUCUAUUACUUCCAGUGAUGUUAGCUGGAAAUGCGGAUCUGCAAAAGAUAGUCGCGUUCUCUGGGGCUUUUGAAAGGUUAUUCCAGAUCAUAGAUACAGAAGGCGGUGUAGAAGGUGGAAUCGUAGUUCAAGACGCAUUGACUGUCAUUGGCGGUUUAUUAAGAUUCAACGUCUCAAAUCAGAAUUACUUCCGAGAGUUAUCACUUAUCCCUACCAUCCCUCGAAUAAUCGGGUUUCCUUCACCUUUACCCGCCGACGUGCCCACUCCCGACGAAUUCGCUCUGCAGUAUUGGCCUGAGCAAAAGAUAUACAACACAGGACUGGUAUUAGGUCUGAUCAGAAUGCUAGUUGGCGGACCAGGUGGUGGUAAUCAAACCGCCAUGGUGACUGGAGGGGUUACACGAUGUUUACUGGAACUCUCACUCGCUUCCAAUGCACCUAAUGGUAUCAAAUCCCAAGCACUAAAUACUCUCACUCCGAUCCUCCUGUCCUCACCCGCCAAUCAGGAUCUCCUAUCAAGCUUGCUUGUCUCCCCGCUUGUCGCUGUACACGCCGAUGAGGAACAUCCCAAUGGAGGCUUCGUGAGGAUACCCAACAAGCCUACUGCUGUAGCUCUAGUGACCUCUGUCAUUGAAGGAGAUUUCAGUGCCGGUGGAAGAGGGCUUAGGGGAAGAGCUGCAGGUGUCAACAUGUUCGAGGCCUAUGUAUCAGGAAAUGAUGAUGCUCGCAUUGGAAUACUCUCGUCGAUGGUUGCUCCGCCAUCCGAUAAUCCCAAUUCCCAUUUCCCUGAUCAGCCUCAAUCAGCAGGAUCUUUGAUCUUAUCUGGAUUACUUGAUCUCCCCCAAUCUUCUUCUGAUUCAUUCGAUCCAUAUCGAUCUCUAUUCUCAUGUCUUUUACUCGCACAUCUCAUUCGAAAUUCAGAACAUGCCAAAAAGCUAGCAAGGGAAAUCACCAUUUCUUCGGGUGAUACAGGUGAUUCAGCAAUAGCAGAUGAUGAAGAUAAGAUUUCAUUGGUUCAAUUAGUAGUCGGAAAUCUUAUGAUGGCGUCAAGGGAACAAACCGAAUGCGUCAACAGAGCUGCCAAAGAAGGUUUAACUACUGGUUUACCAGAAGAAGAAGAUUGGACAAGAGUGAUUGUCGGUUAUCUCGUUUUAUUGUGUACAUGGUUAUGGGACAGUCCCAAAACAGUCAAAGAAUUCUUGAGUGAAAGUGCGAAUCUACAAGUACUUAUUCAACCUAUAACCCAAACCACCGGUAUUGAUCCUCUUGUUCAAGGAUUGAGUGCUUUCCUUUUAGGUGUAUGUUACGAGUUCAACCGUGAACCAGGAGAGAUAACUCGAGCCACCCUUCACCCAAUACUACAUUCACGGAUUGGUCCCGAUCAAUUCGUUUCUAGAAUGGCACGAUUACGUGAAGAUCCAAGAUUCAGAGCUGUUCAACCUGACGCGUUUGACACAGAAGGAUCCGAUGCAACAGCUGCUGCUACACCCGAGGGUGAAACGGAUGAAGUUGAUGAAGGAUUAGAAUUAUGGUUCGAUUGGGCUUUCGUUGAUUUCUGGAAAAAUCAUUAUUAUACUAUUCAAAGAUCUAUCGCUAUUGACCCCGAUGCUGUCCGUGGUUCAGGACCCUCUGAUGACGGCGAGACAGCUGCAAUCAUCAUGUCACUUCGGCAAAAGCUGAAAGCUCAAACUGAUGAGGUUGUGCAACUUCAAUCGAAAUUGGAAGCAUUGACAAAGGAAAGUAGGCAAGAGAAAGAAACGCUGGUAAAUGAAGUAGACAGUCUUUCAUCUCAGAUAGCGGCUCUCUCAUCACAACUACAAGAGACAACCAAUGUCAGAUCAACGUUGGAAGAAGAGUUGUUUAAUAUUAGAAACGAAUUCGAAUCAUUGAAAGGUAUAGCAUCUUCAGCUGAAUCCACUAAACAGCAACUCGAGAAAGUGACAUCGGAAUUAGCGACAUUGAAAGAUGAACAUGAGAAGGCAUCUUCUGAAUUACAAUUGUCGAAAGCAUCUUCUAAAUCCAGAGAAACAAAAUUGAAGGAUGUAGAAUCAAAGUUGAAGGAAUUACAAGAAAAAUCAUUGAAAUCCUCUGAAUCAGGUGGUUCUUCCGAAGCAGACAAGAAAGUUAUUCAAGAGAAAGAAAGCGAGAUUGAACAAUUGAAGAGAUCGUUAAGCGAAAUCGAAUCUUCUGUCGAAGCGACCAAAUCCAAAUCUAAUGAUGAGACAAAAGAUUUACAAGAAAAGUUGACAAUGUCAGAAGAGAGUUUAACCAAUAAAGAAAAUCAAUUUAAAGAAUUACAAGAAAAAACUGAUUCUUUAGAAAAGAAAAUUGAAGAAUUGGAAACUAAACUCAAAUCUGCAUCUUCUGCUUCGGCAGAAUCAAAUGAAAUUGGUGGUGCGGGUACAGGUGCAGGUGCAGGAGGAUCAGGCAAACAAGCUAAGAAACGUGCGGCUGAAUUAGAUAAUAAAGUUACAGAAUUAGAAAAAUCCUUACAAGAAGAAAAGACUAAGAGAGAAGAAGAAUCAAAAGAACAUGAAGAUCUAUUAGUUUUGUUAGAUGAAUUAACAGCUAAACGAAAUGCAGAUAAAAAGAAGAUGAAAGAUUCUGGAAUGGAUGUAAGUGAAGGUGAAGAGGAUGACGAUGAAGAAGAAGAAGAAGAGGAAUGA
Messenger RNA from Kwoniella shivajii, 3306 nucleotides. RefSeq lists its product as uncharacterized. The transcript is spliced from 12 exons. The record is from RefSeq and is a predicted model, not a curated record. The coding region runs from base 1 to 3306 and encodes 1101 amino acids. Gene Ontology annotation, biological process: intracellular protein transport; vesicle fusion with Golgi apparatus; transcytosis. Gene Ontology annotation, cellular component: cytoplasm; Golgi stack; ER to Golgi transport vesicle membrane. Lineage: Eukaryota; Fungi; Basidiomycota; Tremellomycetes; Tremellales; Cryptococcaceae.